AUGAAGAGAAUAACGUUGAGUGAGAAGCGUUAUGAGUGCAACGUGUGUGGCAAAGCCUGGCAGUACCCGAGCCGUCUAGAGAUCCACCGGCGGGUGCACACAGGAGAACGUCCCUUUGAUUGCUCCGACUGCGGCAAGAGCUUUACCUGUUUGUCGGUGCUGCGGGUGCACCGGCAGGUGCACACGGAAGAACGCCCCUUUGAAUGCUCCAACUGCAGCAAGAGCUUCAAGACGGCGCAUGAACUGGAGAGACACCGGCGAGUGCAUACUGGCGAGAAGCCCUAUGGCUGUACCACCUGCGGGACAAGCUUUGCCUGGUUGUCGGGGCUGCGGGAGCACCGGUGGAUACACAUGGGCGAGAAGCCCCAUGGCUGCUCCACUUGUGGCAAGAGCUAUGGCCAGUUGUGGAGGCUGCGGGAGCACCGGCGGGUGCACAGCAGCGAGCGGCCCUUCUCCUGCUCCGUCUGCGGCAAAGGCUUCAACGACUGCGGCAAGGGCUUCGCCCAUUACAGCAACCUGCUGUCCCACCAGCGCACCCACACCGGGGAGCGCCCCUUCACCUGCACCCAGUGCAGCAAGGGCUUCACCAAGUCCAGCAGCCUGCUGUCCCACCAGCGCACCCACACCGGCGAGCGCCCCUACACCUGCAGUGACUGCGGCAAGGGCUUCAUCUGCUCCAACAGGCUGCUGUCCCACCAGCGGGUGCAUGACAGCGACCGUCCCUUCCCCAGCCCGGUGGGUGGAGAGUGUUUUUCCAUGGCCUCCCAUGCCUUGUCUCACCAGCGCGUGCACAGCAGAGGCCAGCCCUACGACUGCCCCUACUGCGGUGAGUCGUUUAACAGCUCGCGGGGGUUGCGCAUCGUCACCGCUCUCCUGCUGCUACGUCACCGCCCGGAGGCGCGCCCUUUGCGCGUGCACGUCACGCAGUCGCGAAGACGGUUUAACGGCCGCGCUCGCGCCGCCACCGGUCACCUGAUCCUCCAACCGUCAGCGCAGGCCGCGCCCACCCCUCUGUUCCCAUUGGAUGCCGGCGGUGUCCUGAAGGGGUUCCUGCGGCCGCAGCCGCCCAGUGACACCCCGUGUUUAUGCAUCACCGGGCAGUGA
Messenger RNA from Amblyraja radiata (thorny skate), 1104 nucleotides. Its product is annotated as zinc finger protein 239-like. Gene Ontology annotation, molecular function: RNA polymerase II cis-regulatory region sequence-specific DNA binding; DNA-binding transcription factor activity, RNA polymerase II-specific. The record is from RefSeq and is a predicted model, not a curated record. Gene Ontology annotation, biological process: regulation of transcription by RNA polymerase II. NCBI's taxonomy places the organism in Eukaryota, Metazoa, Chordata, Chondrichthyes, Rajiformes, Rajidae. Gene Ontology annotation, cellular component: PcG protein complex; transcription regulator complex; chromatin. Bases 1 to 1104 code for a protein of 367 amino acids. The transcript is spliced from 5 exons.